Poecilia latipinna (sailfin molly) is the source of this 2003-nucleotide messenger RNA. RefSeq names its product decapping mRNA 1A (gene dcp1a). Gene Ontology annotation, biological process: positive regulation of catalytic activity; deadenylation-independent decapping of nuclear-transcribed mRNA; deadenylation-dependent decapping of nuclear-transcribed mRNA. Gene Ontology annotation, cellular component: P-body. The record is from RefSeq and is a predicted model, not a curated record. The transcript is spliced from 9 exons. Gene Ontology annotation, molecular function: enzyme activator activity; mRNA binding. The coding region runs from base 88 to 1563 and encodes 491 amino acids. NCBI's taxonomy places the organism in Eukaryota, Metazoa, Chordata, Actinopteri, Cyprinodontiformes, Poeciliidae.
AUAAAGGAUUCUCCGGGGAGAUUUUUGGACGCCACUAUUUCCGGGUACGGCGGAAGCUGCAAGUGUUUGGAGAAAAUCCGUCCGAAGAUGGAGACUUUAACUGCGGGACAUAUGAUGAGCUUAGCUGCUCUACAGAGACAAGACCCGUAUAUAAAUAAGCUGCUGGAUGUUACCGGUCAGGUAGCUCUCUACAACUUUAACUCCAAAGUGAACGAAUGGGAGAAGACUGAAAUCGAAGGAACACUAUUUGUCUAUUCGAGGUCUGCCUCACCUCACCAUGGCUUCACCAUCAUGAAUCGACUGAGUACAGAGAACCUCGUGGAGCCCAUAAACAAAGAUCUGGAGUUCCAGCUGCAGGAUCCCUUCCUGCUCUACAGGAAUGGCAACUUGGGUAUCUAUAGCAUUUGGUUCUACGACAAACGGGACUGUCACCGCAUCGCCCAACUGAUGGUCAAGAUUGUGAAACAAGAAGCGGACCACGCCCUGAGAAAAACCCCAGAGAGGGUCGAUCCAGGGAGAACCAAUGGAGUCGCAGAAUCCCGACCCAUCGACAUCCUGGAGCUGCUCAGCAAAGCCAAGGAGGAAUACCAGAGGGCCCAGAGUGGAGAAACGGAUGUGUCUGCAGAGUUGAAUGUGAAAACAAGCAUCAACAAGGCUCCAGAACCUGCACACAGUACACAUCCAGCUGAAAAGAGCUCUCACACCAUGGUGAAGCAGAUCACUGUCGAGGAGCUCUUUGGUUCUCCGCUCCCUAAAGAACAUUCUGCGCAGAACGCCGCCUCAUCCUCUUCCUCCGGCGACCUCCCUAACGUCUACGUCCAGAAUCAGCCGUAUCCCGCUGCAGCUCACCAGGCUCCUCUCCUCACCCAGCAGUUCUCAACCCACGACCCCGGCUCUCGCCAGCAGCCACACGGACCUGCUCACAUCCCCGCUCCCUAUGCACUCAAUCCCAGUCCUGUCUUCAAACACAUGGUCCCCAUGCCAGACCCCCAGCCUCACUGCUCCGUCUCCCCUCUGCUGAUGGCUCCAGCUGGGUCGGAGCAUCACAAUAACCUCACCGCACCCGCAGCACCUUCAGCUGCCUUUCUGGGACAGGACAUUGUUGGCUCUCUCAAGCCAGCAGCUUCGUCCGUGAAUUCUGGCAUCCACAAACCCAUCCUGGCUCCCAGCUUCCUGCCGAGCACGCUGGUCCCCCCUCACAGCUUCCAAGAGCCCAAGAAGGACGUUUUCUCUCAGCCUCCCAAACUGAUUGCGCCAAUGUCUGCUAUUCCUAUGAGCCCUGGUCUCGCUGUUCCAGGCUCAGAUGCUUCAGUGCUGCUCUCCCCAAGUGCUUUCCAGCAGACUACAAAUAAAACCACAACAGUACCGGUCAUCCCGUCCGCCCCUCUGGAUCCAUCCUCUGCUUCUGGAAGAGCUGCAGAGACUCUGCAGGCCCCCUGCAGUAAAACCCAGCUGCAGGAGACUUUGAUGCACCUCAUUAAGAAUGACUCGGACUUCCUCAGUGCCAUUCAUGACGCUUACCUGCAGAGCGUAUCCAAGGACUUCAGCAGCAUGAAGCUGUAGUCCGGCUUUAAGCGGACAGGAUUUCAGUGUUGAGGCCUCUUUCUGGCCAUGGAAGAGGACACAUGAUUUUGGGAGAAAACACAGGAUGAGCAGGCAGGUUUGUGACGCACGGCACACCACGUUGUCUUUUUUUGGCACUGGUUCAUGUGCCAAGGAUUGUUACAGGAAAGCCGCGCAAUCUAUCCCUGGAAUCUCCUGUUACCCUGGAUCAGUAACCAAGGCAACACGAAGGGGAGAAUAUUUCUUCUCUACGUCCUGCAGCCGUACUUUCCAAAUAUGGUGAAUCUGGUUAAACUAAUGGCCACUUUUUCAAGAAAUCCAAUUACAGGAAAGGGAAGAAUACAGUGGACGUUUAUUUACCAAAAAAUUAACUUUUUUUUUUUUUUUUUUAGAAUAAAUAUCUUUCCUUUUCUACCACGUUGAAGCAAAAAAAAAAAAAA